AUGUUCGAAUUUGAAGAACCUUACAGAAAUAAUAAUAAACAGUUGAAACUAUUCAAUGAGGAUAAAACUGCGUUACUAAAUGACAAGCCCGUGGGAUUACAUAGGACAGUGUUGGAUCUCGAAUUCCCAGAACGUGUAGGCACGAGUAAUACUGACAGAUUGUACAGGAUAGUCCAAUGUCUUGCAACUGGAAACGUGGAAUAUCUGCAAAAGAAAAUAUAUAAAAGUUUAAAAGUUAAAUUAACCUCUAGGGAAUCAUUUAGUGAUAGUGCUGCCAGUUGUACAAAUGAGGUGGUCCUGACAUUGAGUCCCCCGGGAACAAUAAGCACAGAUUUCCACUUAACGGAUCAUUACAAGUUACAUGAGAAAAGAGUAACGUUGGCGAAGACGCAGGAGAAGACAGUUGACUUCCAAGACGUGUUAAACGACGGACUUCUGGACAUGGAACUGUUCUGGCUAAACUUUGAAAUCACCGGCAAAUGCUCCAAAUACCUCGUCGUAGAAUUACUUAAACCAAACAACAUCGAUCCACUCGGUAACGACUGCGAUCCCACCAGCAUCCUAGUCCCCUAA
Messenger RNA from Theileria parva strain Muguga, 573 nucleotides. RefSeq lists its product as uncharacterized. The record is from RefSeq and is a predicted model, not a curated record. Bases 1 to 573 code for a protein of 190 amino acids. Lineage: Eukaryota; Apicomplexa; Aconoidasida; Piroplasmida; Theileriidae. The transcript has a single exon.